Messenger RNA from Vespa crabro (European hornet), 1866 nucleotides. Its product is annotated as free fatty acid receptor 4-like. The coding region runs from base 497 to 1816 and encodes 439 amino acids. The transcript has 6 exons. NCBI's taxonomy places the organism in Eukaryota, Metazoa, Arthropoda, Insecta, Hymenoptera, Vespidae. The record is from RefSeq and is a predicted model, not a curated record. Gene Ontology annotation, molecular function: G protein-coupled receptor activity. Gene Ontology annotation, cellular component: plasma membrane. Gene Ontology annotation, biological process: G protein-coupled receptor signaling pathway.
UACGAACGAUGGUGGCUCGAAGUUGGCCAGUCAGUGAAAAGCGUUCGUUAGAGACACUCGUAACGUUCAUUGUAUCUUUUGGUUGAUUGUGUUUUUCAACAAUUUUUAUAUCCUUAUAUUGAUACUAAUUAAUUCAUUAUAUUUAAGAUCAAUUAAAUAAAGUGUAAAGUUUAAUAAUCAUCCGUUUGACAAAGGACUAUCGGUAUUUGAAUUUUUUGAUUGGCGGGAAAUUUAAAAUCCUCGUAACAUCUUGAAGUGUCAUAUUAAAUAUCAGAAAAAUAUUAAUAUUUAAAUGAUGUAAAAGAAAGUUAUUUUUUCUUACAAGAGGACAUAAAUUCGUUUGAACUACUACACCGACUUAAUAUCUUAAGCAUAGAUGGAAAAAAUCUUUUGUAAAUUAUGAAGAUAGAUUGUUCUGCAAAAAGAAUGACAGAUGUAGUAGGUAUCAAGAAAAUUUGACAAGAGAGAGAGAGAGAAGGAGGAAAAGAAGACAAACAUGAAUUCGUCCUACCGAUGGGGGCAAAACGAAUAUGGCAGCAAAUAUCAUUUUUCUUAUUAUAGUCAGUUCGGUGAAAGGUACGAAGCAGCUGUUGUAGAGGUGACAGUACUUCUCAUUACGUUCUUCGCAGCAAUCAUUGUCAAUGUUGGAAUGGCUGUUUGCGUGCUCAGGUACAAGGAGAUUAGAACGCCCACGAACUUGUGCCUAGUGAACUUGGCUGCAGCGGAUCUAUUGUUUGCUCUUGGUAUCCCAGUGGUUGCUUACACCAGAUUGACGCAAUCUUGGGUACUCGGUGACGUAGUUUGCGCAUUAUUACCAUAUUCCGAGUACGUAUGUGGCUUCGUACUUUUAUGGACGCUCACAGUUAUAUCAAUAGACAGACACAAAUGUUUAGCAGUAGCACCAUAUAGAAGCAUCCUAACUAAUCAAAGAGUGCUGUUUAUUUGUUUAACAACAUGGAUCGUCGCUUUUUUUGUUUUUCUUCCUGUUACAAUUUGGUUUAAGCCAAGGGCAGUCUCGGGUGGUGUUAAAAUAUGUACUCUUGUCUUUCCACAAAAAUCAAUGGUGAAAAUAUCACUUAUUUUUACUAUAGUAACACUCACGUUUACUUGUCUAUUACCAAUGAGUCUUUUGGUGUAUCACUAUCAACAGAUAUUUAAAAAGAUUCUUAAUACGCGAGAUAGAUGGGCUGUACCUUGUGUAGCUCAGGACUUAACCACUGGUAAAGGAAAUAGAAGAGAUUCGGAAUUAUCGGUGGUAGGAUCAUUAAUACCAUGGGUUGGAAGAAAAUUAUCUACAUCAUCAGUUAUAGAACGUACUGGUAGAACUGGUAGUAUGUCACAACACGAGGAAGUCCGUCUUCACAAGCAUAUACGUGUCAUGCGGAUUUUAUUAUUAAACGUAGUUGCCGUUUUAGUUAUGUGGUUGCCAAUAACGAUCAUCGCUCUCUUGCUUUUCAUUGAUGCUCAGAGACCACCUAAACAAACUGAUUUUUUCAUGAGAUCGCAUCAUUUCAUUUGGGCACUUAUUACAGCUCAAUUAAAUACAGUGGUCAAUCCUAUUCUUUAUGGUAUAUUCUCAGAAAACUUUAAAGUCUGUGUUACCAAAAUUCUACAACGUCGUUCCAAUAAAAACGAUGAACAAGAAGAUCGUAGUGCUAAUGGUUCGAAGAAAAGUGCUAAAUCAUUAGAUACACUUCAAGAUCGACUUGGUGGUCCCAGAAUACAAAAUAGUUUUAGAAAUUCUGUGAAACAACCAAAGAGUUCCAGUUGCAGUAUUGGAAGUAUAAUAGAAAUGCCCAGUUCUGAAAAAAUUUAAACAUAUUUAUUAUAUUUAUUAAUAAAUUUACUUGUGUUCUUAUAGAUAAA